GCUGCUCCCAGCAGAGCCUUAGCGAGGGACCUGCUCGCAGCCGGUUCUUGAGGUGAAUGUGGGAAUCUUUCAGGAAAGCGCUCUGUGGCCAGGGAGGCGUGUGGCAUGACAGAGUCACGUACUUCGGUUGCAGAGCUCAGUUCUGUUGCUGCCUGGCUGUGUGCCUCGUUUUACAGUCGCCUCAUGUGGCAGCUGGUCCUCCAAAACCUGUAGCCUGAGCACUGUGCACCUGAGGCACUCUGAAGAGUUGGAAUUGUGACGGAAUCCCUGAGACACCAACCUCCAUCUCCUGCCUGCCUCAUCUGGGCAACCGUUUCAGACUGUCUCUGCCCAGAAUGUCGGGAGAGGCCAUACAGGUGGCCUGCCAUGCUCCCAGAGAACAAGAAGGACUUACAGUUGUGAAGGUUGAAGAAGAGAAGUAUGUUUGGGAGCAAGACUUUGACGUUCAGGAAAAUUCCUGGAGCCAGGAGACCUUCCGUCUGCGGUUCAGGCAGUUUGGUUACUCUGACUCCACAGGGCCCCGGGAGGCUCUGAGCAGGCUCCGGGAGCUUUGCUGUCAGUGGCUGAGGCCAGAGGUGCACACCAAGGAGCAGAUCCUGGAGCUGCUGGUGCUGGAGCAGUUCCUGGCCAUCCUGCCUGAGGAGCUGCAGGCCUGGGUGCAAGAGCAUCAGCCAGCCAAUGGAGAGGAGGCCGUGACUGUGCUGGAGGAGCUGGAGAAAGAACUUGAUGAGCCGAGGCAGCAGGACACAGCUUGUGGCCAGGACAUGAUCUGGAAGGAGAUGACAGCCAUGGGAGCAGUGAAGUCUCUGAGUAGCCCGCCGCAGGCCUCGGACCACCAGUGCAAGAGUGAGACUCAGGAGCCUCAGGCUGUCCGAGUGCAAGGUGAUGAGAUGGUGGCUGCCAAAGUGUUGAGAGCACAGCAAGAAAGUGUGGCGUGUGUAGCAUCAGCGGCUGUGCCAUCCUUAGGAAGACUUCCUGGGGCACCUCCUUCAGGACAGAUCAUAGAAGCAGCUUUGGACAGCUCUGAGAAUCAAGGAGAUGCUGCAAGGAACAAGAUGAAUCCAUGCUCCUCCCAGGAAAGACAGUUCAGCCUGGCAACUUUUCACCAGAAAAUCCCCACAGAACAGAGUUUCUUUGAUUGUAAUGAAAGUGAAGGAAGUCUCAAUCUGAGCUCAAAUAUUAUACGACAGAGAAUUCACACUGGGGAAAAGCUCUAUGUGUGCUUUGACUGUGGGAAAGCCUUUUGCCAGAGCUCAAAGCUGAUUAGACAUCAGCGAAUUCAUACUGGAGAGAGACCUUAUGCAUGUAAAGAAUGUGGCAAAGCCUUCAGUUUGAGCUCAGAUCUUGUUAGACAUCAAAGAAUUCAUAGUGGUGAAAAACCCUAUGAAUGUUGUGAAUGUGGAAGAGCUUUCAGGGGCAGCUCCGAGCUCAUUCGGCAUCGGAGAAUUCACACUGGAGAGAAACCUUAUGAAUGUGGUGAAUGUGGAAAAGCUUUCAGCCGGAGCUCAGCCCUUAUUCAGCAUAAGAAGAUUCACACUGGAGAUAAAGGCUAUGAAUGUUUUGAAUGUGGUAAGGCUUUUGGUAGGAGCUCUAUCCUUAUUGAACAUCAACGAAUUCACACUGGAGAAAAACCUUAUGAAUGUAAUGAAUGUGGAAAAUCCUUCAAUCAGAGCUCAGCCCUCACUCAGCACCAGAGAAUCCACACUGGGGAGAAGCCUUAUGAAUGCAGUGAAUGUAGGAAAACAUUUAGGCACAGGUCAGGCCUUAUGCAGCAUCAGAGGACACACACCAGAGUGUAAGUCUGUGGGUAAGAGUUGUAGCAUUGUGAAAUGCAGAGUUCUGGUGAGGGUGAGACUUCACAGAAGAUGAAAUUUUCCUGAGAGCAGGAUUUCUGUCUUUCCAGCCCAGUUCAGUACUGUAAAAGGAGACAUACAAAAAGAUACUUAUUGUGAUAGUCGAAUGGAAGAAAAAACUUUAAGAUUUACUAUUAUUUAUUUGAAAGGCAGAGUGACAGAGGGAGAGACAGAGAGGGAGGGAGAGAGUGAGAGCUUUUUUCCACUGGUUUACUCCCCAAAAGGCUGGGUCAGGCUGAAGCCAGGAGCCUGGUACUCUAUCCUGGUCUCUCAUGAGUGGCAGGGGCCAUUUUCCACUGCCUUCCCAGUGCAUGAACAGGGAGCUGGAUUGGAAGUAGAGCAGCUGGGACCUGGACUGGUGCUCUGAUGUGGGAUGUUAGUGUCACAAGUGGCAGCUUAACCUGCUGUACUGUAACACUGGCUCCAAAUGGAGGAAAAUGUCUACCCAGGUCUUGCAUAAAAGAAUUGUAGGUAUUUCCUAGAAAUGCUCAACCUGUUUCUGGAUAAGAACUCUUAUCACUGUCCCCUCUACCCAACUCCCAACCCAAACCUAACUUCCAUCGAGUACCUUCAUAGUAAGUUCAGGAUUGGGGCAGAGAUCCCGAGAGAACUCUCUGUAAUAGGAGCCCUGCCAGCCACGAACAUUGGAUAGAGUUACGCAGCCAUCUAAAAUGUUGAAUUGUCAGGUUGUGAAAUGUUGAAUUAUGCCUCACAGCAGCUUAAUAUCUGUGGAAACUUAAUAAUACAACGGGUGGUGAUUCAUUGUGCUUGCUUGCCAGUUGUCUUCUUAGCCCUGAGCUACCUACCUACUGAGAUUAACUCAGGUCUUUCUAUUUAUUGAGCACCUGAUAUGUGUGAGCCAUUUGACAGACACAGUAACUGCUGUCCCGAAGUUAAGGGCUAAUGGGAGAUACAUAUCUACUAAACAGGUAAUUACAGUAAAGUGUGAUAUGUGGUUUUUGGGUAGGAUAAAUUCUGCUGAAGUACAGGGCAGGGGUACCUAAUCUGGUCUGUCAGUCACUAAAGACUUCCUGGGUGUGAUAUCAUCUCACUUGGUAACUAAAAGGUAGAAGUUAGCCAGCUAAAGAGCAGGGGAGAAGAGGCAGGGAUUAUAGCACACACAGCAGCAUGGAGAUGAGAGAGGAUCUGGAGACAUCUCUUCAUCCCGACUCCUCUCCAGCAGGAAUCAGUUAUCAUUAGACGCUGGCUCAGAGGCCAGGCCUUGUGUUGGCUUCUCUGCCUACUUAUAAGCACUGAAUUGGGUACCUUACCCCAGACCCUGAGUGACCUAUAAGAUCUUGAGGUACUCUGAAUUUGUAUGAAGAAAGACAGUACAAGUGUAUAUCAAGAAAAAAAAAUACAUGUUGUAGGAUAGAGGGGCAUUGGGGACUGGAGUGUUUGUGUCCCAUGGUCCUGUGGCCCAGGAAAUGGGAGGCUUACAAAAACAGUGACAAGGAGGUAUGCCUUCCAGGCCCCACUAUUCCCUGUUCCCUGGUCCCUCACCUUCCCAAGCUUGAGACCCUGAGCAACUUCAGGGAAAUAAAUAUUGGUUGGAUUACCCCCUCAGAUUCCUCAAAACUCUACUUUUCUCCUAAUUUUUAUUUUGGCAGUUUUAAUUAACCCACAAUUGCUGACGACAAUUAAUACCUAUGAAAAAGUAUCAUUUCUGAAGACUUGGUGAUCAUACCUAUUGUGAGUAAAUGGGGAAGUGAAAUGGGGAGGGAUAGUCUUUGUGUCCAAAGGGUGUAUAGCUAUUGCUGAGUGAGAUCAAUCAGAUCGAUCACCUUUUGUCCUAUAGGUGACAGAUUAUUUAAUGUUUUACAUAUCAUUUAAGUUUUUCUCCUGAUUGUGAAUUAAUUGUAAAUGUU
Messenger RNA from Lepus europaeus (European hare), 3721 nucleotides. RefSeq names its product zinc finger protein 24. The transcript is spliced from 5 exons. Gene Ontology annotation, biological process: regulation of transcription by RNA polymerase II. The record is from RefSeq and is a predicted model, not a curated record. The coding region runs from base 336 to 1799 and encodes 487 amino acids. NCBI's taxonomy places the organism in Eukaryota, Metazoa, Chordata, Mammalia, Lagomorpha, Leporidae. Gene Ontology annotation, molecular function: RNA polymerase II cis-regulatory region sequence-specific DNA binding; DNA-binding transcription factor activity, RNA polymerase II-specific.